Molecule: messenger RNA, 574 nt
Organism: Syngnathus acus (greater pipefish)
Lineage: Eukaryota; Metazoa; Chordata; Actinopteri; Syngnathiformes; Syngnathidae
Product: late histone H2A.2.2-like
Exons: 1
Coding region: 1-417 (138 amino acids)
Cellular component (GO): nucleosome
Molecular function (GO): protein heterodimerization activity; DNA binding; structural constituent of chromatin
Source: RefSeq, a predicted model, not a curated record
AUGUCUGGCCGUGGUAAAAAAGCUGCCCCAAAGACCAAAUCCCCGGUUUCCAGAUCUGUUCGGGCAGGCCUCGUCUUCCCAGUGGGCCGCAUCCACAGGAUGCUGAAGAAGGGCAACUACGCCGAACGCGUGGGCAGCGGCGCACCCGUCUAUCUCGCUGCCGUCUUGGAAUAUCUCUGCGCGGAGAUCCUGGAGCUGGCAGGCAACGCUAGCCGACACAAUAAGAAGAAGCGCAUCUCUCCUCGCCAUAUCCUGCUGGCUGUCAAGAAUGACGAGGAGUUCAAUAAGCUUCUGGCUGGCGUCACCAUCUCUGAAGGCGGUGUGAUCCCCAACAUCAACGCGGCCCUUCUUCCGAAAAAGACUAAGCCCCCCGCAGCGGAAAACACUUCUGAUGAUGUUCAGUCACAAGACUUUUAAUUGCCAUUUGUACCCGUUUAUUUAAUAAAGGUAUUUUCUUAAAAAAAAAAGACUUAUUGAGUGCUGAAUUUCUCGAUGCAUGUACGAUAUACAAAAUGACCUCAAUGCUACUUGAUUGUAUUUGACACAAAAGCCGUCGGAGAGAUGAAAUGCAAAC